AUGGCGGCACUGGCGCCUGGAGCGACCGUCCUCAGCUCGUGUAUUGGAUGUCAAGCCGGAACCGAGUAUAUUCACAGGGAAAUUGAGGGCGGAAUCCAUCUGAUGACGUUCAUCGCCUUCAUCCUCGUUUCCGCCAAGGGAAUAAUUUUUGAGAAGCGCAUGAUCGGGGCACGACAACAUAUACCCACAAGAGAAUAUAUGGCAAUGGUCGUCCUAUUUUUCAUCGUCAAUCAAGCGAACAAUUACUCGCUAUAUUUUGACGUCAGCAUGCCGUUGUUCAUCAUUUUUAAAUCGGGCUCUUUGCUGGCCAACCUCCUGCUCGCCAGGGUGAUACGACGACAGACGCACUCAUGGUCCAAGAUUUGCGCCAUUCUUCGACCGGCAUGGUCGGCCCAGCCGCCAGAGUGGACGCGAUGGCUGCCGUUCCCCGCCUUCUGGAUCGGCGUUUUGCUGAUGUCGACGGCGCUGGUGCUCAGCGCGUAUCUGGGCAUCAUGCAAGAAGACUUGUUCCGCACAUACGGAAGGCAUCAUCAAGAAGCCCUGUUCUUCGUGGAGCUCGAUGCGAUGCAGAGCGACAUGGACUCGAGCCACCACCAACACACCACGGCGAUCCUGCAGGAGAUGAUGGCUCAAGUCGAAAGAGAUUACGAAGGCCCGGUCGCUCAUGAGGAAUUCAUCCGAUUCGAGAAGGAACCACGCCCUGAUGAUUCCUACGACCGUGUUAGUGACGACUCUGGACUGAUCAAAGGGCUGGAACCCCUGGAUGACAGCAAGGUGCUGCUGCCGGACGACCCGAAGCACGAUUUCGAGCUCAUCGAGAACAGCUCGAAGCAGUCUCCCAACAAGGCGCUCAUCGAGUUUUCUGAUGAGAUGAACGGGCCUGCCGAACCCAUCGCCAAUGACUCUGCUAUUCCAACGAAGCCCGAGCCGAAGCCAAUGACGACUUCUAUGUUUAUCGUCGACGAGCCGGUUCCGGAAAUCCACUUUCACGACUUUGAGUUGACUUCGGCGCUCAAGCUGUUUUCCUUGGUCGACGUGCGCCUGGUCCAUGGAUGGCUCCCCGAUCCGCAGCUCACCGAGCUCUGCGAGCUGCUCGAACCACGCUCGUAUGUUGACGCAGCGAUCAAGGCACUGGAAGCCUCCAACCACGGGCUGAUCAUCAAGGAAUUCUUGGACAGCACGAAAAGCCAGCUGACUUACUAUGGCCUCGAACGCUUGAACCAUGAGCUGCAGGAUAACGAGGUGGCAGUUCUGUUCCGCAACAACCAUUUCUCUACGAUCUAUAAACGACGGGACGAACUUUUCCUCCUCUGUACCGACGAGGCCUUCGGAACCGAUAACCAGGUCGUCUGGGAGACGUUGUCGAAUGUGGAUGGUGAUUGUUACUUUGUCGAUUGGGAUUUCCGCACCUACUCAUCUGCCCCGAGUGAUUACGUCCCCGUGAGCGAUGAGCACCACAUUACCGACCAGCCGGGCUCUUCGGGGCAAAUGGAUUCUGAUGAGAGGCUGGCCCGGGCCCUCCAGGAAGAAGAACAUCGCGCGUCUCGCGAACGCUCCUCAGCUCACCGAAUGGCACCCGAACGGACGCUUUGCAAAUACUUUGCGAGCGGUGCCUGUACCUACGGUGAAAGCCACGAUUUUUCGGCGACGCGGAGCAAUAUUUGCCAAUAUUAUGUGCAGGGAAACUGUCAAUAUGGAACCCGUUGCCGCUACGACCACAUCAAGCCAAAAAAAGAGCCGAGGAAAGAUGAAGCACAAGGACGCAAAGUGGCGGAAGCCUCGGGGUCCCGAAAGCUGCCGAAGCCCAUACAACUCUGCGAUUUUGAGAAGAAAGCCAGCUCUUCCGGCCUAAAUGUCAACGCGCAAGAAUUCGUGCCUUCAUGGGUGACGUCUGAUCAACCCAAAAAUUACGCGAGCGCCGCCGGCUCGCGUCCAUCGCCGCAGAUUCGCCCGUUGUGCCCGUAUUUCGAAGAGAAUGGCGAAUGCAAAAAGGAGGACAUGUGCGAAUUUGUGCACGGCGAUAUGUGCUCGUACUGCAACAAAAACGCGCUUCACCCGUUCGACAACGAGCAGCGGUACAAGCACGAAAUGGUGCUCAUCGAUUACUAUAGAGAAAAUACCGGCCAGAAGAUCUGCAGAUAUUACAAAGGUGCGACCAGGGCGGGAGAGGGAUGCCCAUUCGGAAACAAGUGUUGGUAUCGGCAUCAGCUUCCCGAUGGCAGCAUUGAUCCCGGAGAGGAACCAGGGUCUCGCGUUCGCCCGAAGCUGCGCCACUUCCUCUUCCCGGAAGAUGAUGAGGAUGUGGAUGAUGACUCCGACUCCGAGUACCCGUUCCGAAUCUCGGCACUCGACGACAACAGCCUGAGCAUCGAGUCGCUGCUCCGCGAAUUGAUGCGACGC
Molecule: messenger RNA, 2400 nt
Organism: Mesorhabditis spiculigera
Lineage: Eukaryota; Metazoa; Nematoda; Chromadorea; Rhabditida; Rhabditidae
Source: the annotation of a GenBank genome assembly